Messenger RNA from Tachysurus fulvidraco (yellow catfish), 2714 nucleotides. Its product is annotated as deoxynucleoside triphosphate triphosphohydrolase SAMHD1-like. Gene Ontology annotation, cellular component: nucleus. The transcript has 16 exons. Gene Ontology annotation, biological process: dGTP catabolic process; regulation of innate immune response; defense response to virus. Bases 753 to 2369 code for a protein of 538 amino acids. Lineage: Eukaryota; Metazoa; Chordata; Actinopteri; Siluriformes; Bagridae. Gene Ontology annotation, molecular function: dGTPase activity. The record is from RefSeq and is a predicted model, not a curated record.
AAAGGUCUUCAUCAGAGGAAGAGCAGAAGGUGUGAGUCAAUCAGUCCUUUUAACACACUGAGCAAAAUUUCACCGCCUGAAGAUCAACCUGAAGGUAGAAACCUUCAGACACACAACAGAUUGAAACUGUUCUACAAACAUGGGAAAAUAUUUAAUACUUUUGAUCGACUCAAAUUUGUGAGGUCUGUCACUACAUCCGUCAAGUUAUUUAAAAUAUCUAGAUGUAAGGAAAUUAAAGCUGAAAUUCUGUUCUAUCAUGUCAUCUUUAUCUUUUUGAGUAGAGGUAUGGUGAUAUAGGAAAGAGAGCAUUAUUAAUGUGUGUUUGUUAAUAGGCAGGUAAGGUGUCUCCUAGGGCAGGUAAGGUGAAUCUCAGGUGUGGUUCAAACCAUUAGUAAAAGUGAAAGUGAUGUGACAUGCAGCAGAAUUUGUUCUCUGCAUUUAACCCAUCCAAAGUGCGCACACACACAGCAGUGAACACACACUCACUGUGAACACACACCCGGAGCAGUAGGCAGCCAUUUAUGCUGCGGCACCCGGGGAACACACUAUAAACCUUUUUAAACCAAUUUUAAACUCAACAGUUUUAACAUGUAAACUCUUUUGAACUAAAGACAAGUGUUUUUCCCUUCUUUCAUGUUUUUUUUUUCUCUAAUGAAGGAUCCACCCACCUUCUGCGGUAUUAAAGCAGAGUACUUGUCUCUGUUAGUAACUUCCACCUGAAGCUGAUUUUUCAUCUCCAGAUCUUCACUGCUAUGGCGAGUCAGACAAACCUGUUUGAGGAUGUGCCAUGUCCUGAGAGCUCCCAAAGCCAGAGGAAGAGAAAUUCAUCCAUUACGGUACCACUCAACUUUACAGGGCACUUUGGGCAGGAAUCAGUUGGACAUGAGAAGGUGUUUAAUGACCCAAUCCAUGGUCACAUCGAGCUGCACCCCCUGCUAGUGAAGAUCAUCGAUACUCCUCAGUUCCAGAGACUGCGGUAUAUUAAACAGCUGGGAGGAGCCUACUUUGUGUUUCCUGGAGCUUCACACAACCGAUUUGAACACUCAGUAGGUGUUGGAUAUUUAGCAGGUUGUCUCAUUAAAACUCUAAGUGAAAAACAGCCAGAGCUUGGCAUCACAGAAAAAGACAUCCUGUGUGUUCAGAUCGCUGGCUUGUGCCAUGACUUGGGUCACGGCCCAUUUUCUCAUCUGUUUGACCGCAUGUUUAUCCCAAGGGUCCGUCCUGAACUGCAAUGGGAGCAUGAAACUGCAUCAGUGAAAAUGUUUGAGCAUCUGGUGAAGGAGAAUAACCUGGAGGAUAUGAUGAUGAAAGAUUAUGGUCUUUCUAACAAAGACCUCGAAUUUAUCAAAGAACAAAUUGCAGGACCUUUGAAACCCUCUGCACAAGACAAGUGGCCCUACAGUGGAAGACCUGAGGAACAGUCCUUCUUGUAUGAGAUUGUGGCAAAUAAGAGGACUGGCAUUGAUGUGGACAAGUGGGAUUAUUUCGCAAGAGACUCGUAUCACCUGGGACUCAAGAACAUCCCAGACUACCAGCGUUUCCUAAAAAUGGCCAGAGUGUGUGAGGUCAAUGGGAAGAAGAUCAUCUGUGCCAGAGACAAGGAAGUCCAUGAUUUAUAUGACAUGUUUCACACAAGACACUCCCUACACCGCAGAGCCUAUCAGCACAAAGUGACCAAGAUCAUUGAGGAAAUGAUAACAGAAGCCUUGGUCAAAGCCGAUCCUUACAUUCUGAUCCAGGGAUCCUCUGGAAAGAUGUACAAAAUGUCAGAGGCCAUAGAUGACAUGGAGGCCUACACCAAGCUCACAGAUAACAUCUUUGAGCAGAUCCUGUACUCCUCUAAUCCAAACCUGUCUGAAGCUCAAACCAUCAUGAAGAAUAUUCUCUGCAGAAAAUUGUACAAGUGUGUGGGACAGACGAUACCUGAAAAAGCUCUUAAUUUGACAGAGGAAGCAUUGGCCAAAGAAGUGGCUGAGUCCAAACCUGAUGACACUGAGGUUGUCCUGAAAGCUGAAGAUUUCAUAGUCAGCGUAUUUGGUAUUGAUUAUGGCAAGAAGGAGAAAAACCCCAUCGACAACGUCUACUUCUACUGCAAGCACAACCCCACUGAAGCCUUUCAGAUCCGCAAGGAACAGGUGUCCAAACUGCUGCCGGACAGAUUUUCUGAGGAGCACAUCAUUCUUUACUGCAGACAGACAGAUAAACUGGCAGAUGCAAAGAAAUACUUUCAGCAGUGGUGUAAGACGAAGAAUUUGAAACCUCGGGAUGCUAAUGUUUUAGUUCAAGAACUUACUCCUGCCAAGAAAACUCAAAAUGAAGAACAAGGAGAUGCAGAGGAAAAAGUUCGGGUAAAGAAAGCCCUCUUUUAAACACCAGGCACGGACAACAGUGUUGAAGCCAAUUCAACCAAUUCUCCUGUUAAAGGUUUAAAUUGAUUAUAAACUGAAUUUUAAACUGACUUAAACUCUAUCUUGGGGUCAUAACGUAUAUACUUCCAUUACUUGUUAGUUGUAUUUAGGGUAGGAAAACUGUUGUCUUCUAUUGCUUUACAAAAUAAUUAUUUUUACUUUAAUCACUUUCUUUCACAUGGUCAUGUAAAAGAUUUACCUUCAUGUAGGGACUUUCUGACAUUUAAGACUUUCUAUUAAGUUUACUUGGUGAUGUGUCUUAAAGAAAUUUAAUUUAAGGCUAAUAAAUUCUCUGGUUUCAUCUUA